Molecule: messenger RNA, 213 nt
Organism: Symbiodinium necroappetens
Lineage: Eukaryota; Dinophyceae; Suessiales; Symbiodiniaceae
Source: the annotation of a GenBank genome assembly
GCGAUCUUCAAGAACGAGUGUUUGACACAGGAAGUCUUCCAGAUCUCCCAUGAUACCUUGGUCAACGGGCCUGGUCUCAGAUACCAAGUGGUUGGCACUGGACUCGAAAGGGACAGGGUGCUCAUAAACUUGGCCUGGGUGAGCGGGGGCGGCCCCGCACUUGACAAACAGGUCGAGUAUGGACCCAUUGGGUUCGUCGACGGCGAAUAUUAG